This is a messenger RNA of Naumovozyma dairenensis CBS 421, 1377 nucleotides long. It is a transcript of the gene TGL2, whose product is annotated as triglyceride lipase. Gene Ontology annotation, molecular function: triacylglycerol lipase activity. Lineage: Eukaryota; Fungi; Ascomycota; Saccharomycetes; Saccharomycetales; Saccharomycetaceae. The record is from RefSeq and is a predicted model, not a curated record. Bases 1 to 1377 code for a protein of 458 amino acids. The transcript has a single exon.
AUGUUUAGUGAAACCUUCAACACAUUAUUCUCUGGUAUAUUCCAAAAGAAUAUCAUACCUAUCAAUCCCUACCAUAUUUAUAUAAAUAAUGACCAAAAAAAGCAUCGAAGCAAUACAGAUACCAUCAGAAGAAAAGAAGAACAAACUGACAUCUUAACGUUCACCAAUCUGAUAGAAAUCAAUACUACAACUCAUGCUGAAGAAGAAGAAGAAGAAGAAGCAGGCAAGAAUGUAAUAAUAGAUUUCGUUACGAGUUAUAGAGAUUUCCUUAAAUUAAAGAAAUCGAAAGAACGUAAAGUUGAAGAUAUAAUAUUGAAUAACUUUGAACCUAAUCCAGAUUAUAAACCACCUAAAUAUCCAGUUGUUUUAUGUCAUGGCUUAUCUGGAUUUGAUAGAUUGGUAUUGAUCCCUUCUAUUUAUUCACUGACUAAAUUAAUUAUGAAUAGUAUAAAUUCUGAUAAAUCUGAUAAUUUCUUAAUAGACGACCGUGACGACGAUAGUGACGGGAAAACGACAGUGGGAAAUGUUUCUGAACGAGCUAAAGAUGAUAAGAAGAUUGCUCAUAGGUUAGGAGAAGUGGAAUAUUGGAUUGGUAUUAAGGAAAUAUUGGAAGAAAAAGGAUGUUCUGUUUUAACUACUCGAGUUCCAAGUUUUGGUAGUAUUGAAGAACGUGCCCUAGCAUUACAUGAAUUUUUGGAAUCAGAAAUUAAAAGAAAAUUAAACAGCAAAGGAAAAGAUAAUAGUAAUGGGAAAGUGAAAUUAAAUUUGAUUGCUCAUUCUAUGGGAGGAUUAGAUUGUCGAUAUUUAAUUUCAAAAAUACCAAAGAAAAAUUAUCAAGUCGUAAGUCUUACUACGAUAUCAACGCCUCAUCAUGGAUCAGAAAUGGCAGAUUAUGUUGUUAAUCUUUUUGAAAAAUUGAAGACUGUACCCUCGUUUGGGACAAAUGAUAGUACGACAUCAUCUACUCAAAUAUUACCUUUAUGCUUUUAUCAAUUGACAACAGAUUAUAUGAAAUAUUUCAAUUUCAUUACACCUGAUGAUCCCAAAGUUGCAUAUUUUUCAUAUGGUUGUUAUUUCCAACCUAAAUGGUAUAAUGUAUUUGCCAUGAGUUGGAAAAUAGUAUAUGAUGCAUCGAAUGGUGCAAGAAAUGAUGGGAUGGUGACUGUCGACAGUAGUAAAUGGGGUCAAUAUCAAGGUACAUUGGCCAACAUUGAUCAUUUAGAUAUUAUUAACUGGAAAAACAAAGUGAAACUGGAUUUAGGUAAGAUGAUAUUGAAUUUAAAAAAUGAAAAUUUGAAGAAAAUGGUUGAACCUGACAUUGAUAUUUUAGAAUUUUAUGUUAAUAUUACAGAUAAUCUUGCCAAGAAGGGAUUUUAG